AUGUCUCACCGUUCUGAUAGUGAAUCGGCGGUGGAAGCGUCACUACAGUUGCCCGACUACAACACCCAGUUCAUUCCCCAGGACGACGACGAGGAGACACUCUGGGAUGUCAUCGAGAUUUUAGCAGAACGUGGUAGCAGAUACCAGGUGAAGUGGGCAGGGAACGAUCCCGCGACUACAAAGCCAUGGGCACCCAGCUGGGUGCCCAAACACGACUGUACGGAUCAGCUUAUUCACGACUGGAAAGUGAAGCAAGCGAAGAAAAAGAAGGAUGCAGUUACGCGAAAAUCUAAAUCUCGGGCGUCGACGAGCUCAUCGAGAGACUCCAAACCCUCCGCAUCCACCGCUGGUAACUCGACGGCUCGGCGCGCCCCAUCCCAUGCCUCGUCUUCUACGAAGCUACCCGCCUCGACUUCCAAUGCAUCCCACGUCAGCUCUUCUCGAAUACACAAGGCGAGUAGCUCGCACGGAGCUGUGAGCAAGCGGCGCAAGGUGUCUCACGAGUCCUCGGAGGAAGACGAUCCCCUCGCCGUACCCGCACCCACAGGAAAACGGCGUAAGGUUGCGAUUGAAGUCAUGCUAUCUGCGGCGAAGGGCAAAGGCAGACAAAAUGUGCCGGAUGACCACUCGUUGUACGAAGUCAGAUCAACGUCGUCGCCAGUCGUCCCAUCCCCUCCGCGACAAGUCACUAAGAUUGGCCCAUCGAAGCGAAGUAAACCUUUGGUCAUUGUGUCAAGCGAAAGCCACAACGACCUCGAGAAGCCAACAGCUUCAAAUGAGACCGCUGCCUCUGUGCACAAGUCGAAGCCCCGUAACGUCAGUAGAACCAACUCAACAAACCGAUCUGCCCCGGCAUCUUCGCGAGUCGCCAUUAGAGAUCAGACUGUGGAAGGCAUAGCGAGUAGACGCAACAAAACGCUUGUAGACAGUCGUACCACGAAGACAGCGACAAAAGUCAUGCGUCCUAUCCCGGUGGUUUCACCCUCUGUCUUCCAUCCACAUCUGCCAAAACCUGACCCCCCGCUCAGUUCGAUUGAGCAAUUUAGCUCUCCAGAAAAGGGCGGUGUGCAUGCGACUAGCAUGGCCAUCCGUCGCGCAGAAAAAAGGCUCAAGGAGAAAGGCAAGGGUGGACAGGUCGCUUCCAAAUGGGAUGAUGAAACGCUGCAACAGCGCGGGCAGCAGCUAGCGGACGAAGCGGCAUCUAGUCGUCGCAGUAGUAGUCGGUCACCACCACUCGAUGAGGACAACGAUUGGCUGUUUGAGAUGCCAUCCAACCCAGGAUCACCCCAAAACGCAGACGAAACCGGUUCGAUCGGACCCUCACCGAUUCCCUCGUCUCCACGCGGGACAUCUAUAUCUGUGGAUCCUGUUGCGCAGGAAGUGGUGGACGCCUUCAUAAAUUUCGGCGACGAACCCGAGGAUGGUUGGGGGCUCGCUACGCACGAAGAACAGGCCAUGACAUUGGGUCCUGAUCUCACAGCCGCUCGGAGAAAGGCUGGACCGUUGCAGCAACUUCGAGGGAGCCACUUUGAGGCGAACUGGAGGUUGACUUUUCGCAAGCGUCGAAUCGAACAAGUCUCAAUGCCUGAGGAGCCCACACAAAGCCUCGACUACUUGCCUGCAACAACUUCAACACAACAAGCUGCUGUUGACAGUCAAUCGCAGGUUACGCGUCUCGAAACGGAGUCUACUGAGCUCAAGGAGCGGCAUGCCUUGUCGGUCUCCGAGUUGGAGGUUAAGUCGCAAGCUCUACUUCAUGCAGACGCGCGUCACGGGAGUCUCGAAGAAAAGUUCACCGCGUUCCGACUAGAGCAUGAGCGUGGUAAGGUGGAGAUGGAGCAAGCGAUGGAGGCUCAGCAAGAGGCGCUGCGACGCCUACAAAGUCAGAAGGAAGACACUGAAAAGGAACGCGAGAUAUUCCGCGAGUACUACGGGAAGGCUUCUGCUCAUGCCUCUGAGGUCGCCACCGAAAAAAAUGAACUGGAACGCCAGCUUAAGCUCACAAUGAGUCAACUUAAGGAGGGUCUUCCGAUGCUCAAAGGUAUGUACGAGGAACGCAUCCGGAGAAUUGAGGCAGAAUUGGAGAAGUGGAAGACGCUGUGCAAGGUGUUGACGGACAAGGACGAGAGGACGAACGACGAUGUGCGAAGAAGAGCGGCCCUAGCACUUACGUUACAGGAGGAGAACACGCGGCUGAAAGAGGAGUGGCAAGAAAUAAGGCAUGCCGCCAGCAAGAUGGAUGACGACCUGCGUUCUCUCGCUGAGCGUACUUCUCAGCACACUGCAGCCACCCGCAAUGACGUCCAGAGCCAGACAGAACACGAGCCGGAAAGCUUAAUGGAUAUUGAACAGCCUAAGUUAUCUGCUGCCUCAGACCAGAUUUCAUCCCAAGAAUUGGGGGAUGCGCACACCCCUGUAACAUCCCAGCAAUUGUUGCAUUCCGUGGAUAGCAAACAGCACUAUACCGCAGAUGAACCUGCCGGUGCUCAUUUCUUCGUGUGUCAGCAUGUUUCCGGCACCGCAAUGUGCUACGCGCGAUUUGGUACAAGUGAGGAGGUCGUUCGUCAUGCUUUCGAUUCACACUAUCAAGAACUCCGGGAAAUCGAGAACUCUGUGUAGCCUUCCGGCGUUAAGGCUCAGAGCUAAAUACUAUUUCAGGCGAUACUUUCUGUACAUUUCGGAUGGGUGCUACGCCGUUCUGCUGGUUGGAAUAUCAACGUCACAGACGUUCUUGUGCUCUUUCCAAUGCCGCCUCCAGCAUUCUGAGUCACAGUAGCUAUUCGCCGACGAGAGGUGUGAUUCAUUUUGAGGGCGAGGUACGCCUGGCUCGACUUCGUAGCACAGGAUCUCGGAAUGCUGUUCUUGCCCAUGUUUGCGAAACAGCAUUUGCAGCUCGCGUGAUCGGGCGACGCUUCGGCGGGGCCACGAGCGCGAAGGUAUUCAUGUCGUCGUCUUGCC
Messenger RNA from Postia placenta MAD-698-R-SB12, 2958 nucleotides. RefSeq lists its product as hypothetical. The transcript has 6 exons. Lineage: Eukaryota; Fungi; Basidiomycota; Agaricomycetes; Polyporales; Adustoporiaceae. The record is from RefSeq and is a predicted model, not a curated record. Bases 1 to 2619 code for a protein of 872 amino acids.